AUGGUGCUGCAACGAGACGGGAGAUCCAAUGCCCAUGAAUGUGUGUUUGUGGUUGUGUUGGAAUCAGCCUUCUUGAGACCUGUAAUCGCAAUUCUUCGGGAGGCAUUUGCCGUGCUUCAACUCCACAAUCCAGCACCACUUCUCGUGUUGGCAUCAUUGGACAAUGUCGUCUUCAUUUGUAUGAUGGAACACGUUGCAGUGAAGACUAAAAGCUUCAAGACACGCAUAGCCCGACUCUGGUUGUCAGUCAUGUCGGAACCACACUCUGCUAGCUCCACGACCAUCGAACGUGUCAAGACGCCAUCGCCUAUACUCAACAGCGCCUUCUAA
Mesocestoides corti is the source of this 330-nucleotide messenger RNA. NCBI's taxonomy places the organism in Eukaryota, Metazoa, Platyhelminthes, Cestoda, Cyclophyllidea, Mesocestoididae. The record is from the annotation of a GenBank genome assembly.